AUGGAGGAGAAGUUUCGACCAACAGUUGAAAGUCAAAGGAGGCUAAACCCAAACAUGAAGGAGGUAGUAAGAGCUGAGGUGAUCAAACUUCUAGAUGCUGGAAUAAUCUACCCGAUAUUAGAAAGUUAUAAUCAGAUAUCAGUGGCACCGGAUGAUCAGGAGAAGACGACAUUCACAUGCGCCUAUGGGUUUUACAAGAGGUUUAUAAAGGACUUCUCCAAAAUCACCAAGCCUCUGUGCAACCUACUAAUGAAAGAGGAUUUGCCCUUUGAGCUAAUGUGCGAUGCGAGUGAUCAUGCAGUUGGUGCGUUGCAAGAGUUCGAUAUUGAGAUCAAGGAUAAGAAGGGCAGUGAAAAUGUGGUAGCCGGCCACCUAUCAAGAUUGGAACGGGAUGAACCUGAGAUGUUAGUUGACAUAAAUGAAAUCUUUCCAGAUGAGCAAAUUUUUGGAGUAGAAAUAGUCCCAUGGUACGCUGAUAUUGUUAACUACCUUGCUAAGUCCAUCCCGCCACCAGAAGACACAUUCGAGUAUGUGAAGAGAUGUGAUAAAUGCCAACGAAUCGGAAAUAUCUCAAGAAGAAAUGAGAUGCCACUAAAUUACAUCUUCGAGGUUGAAAUAUUUGAUGUAUGGGGAAUAGACUUCAUGGGACCUUUUUCCCCAUCAUAUGGUACACCGAGGGCGAUAAUAAGUGAUGGGGGUAAACACUUCAUAAUUCGUCAAUUAGAGCAGCUGUUAAACAAAUAUGAGGUGAAACAUAAAGUAGCAGCUCCAUAUCAUCCACAAACCAAUGGGCAAGUUGAAGUUUCGAACAGGCAGUUGAAGAGAAUAAUAGAAGUUACAGUGAACUCAUCUCGAAAAGAUUGGUCUAAGAAGUUGGACGAUGCACUGUGGGCUUACAGAAUAGCGUUUAAGACACCAAUAAGAAUGUCUUUAUACCGCCUGGUGUUUAGGAAAGCAUGUCAUCUACCAUUGGAAUUGGAUCACUGA
This is a messenger RNA of Olea europaea var. sylvestris, 987 nucleotides long. RefSeq lists its product as uncharacterized. The transcript is spliced from 7 exons. Gene Ontology annotation, biological process: DNA integration. The record is from RefSeq and is a predicted model, not a curated record. NCBI's taxonomy places the organism in Eukaryota, Viridiplantae, Streptophyta, Magnoliopsida, Lamiales, Oleaceae. Gene Ontology annotation, molecular function: nucleic acid binding. The coding region runs from base 1 to 987 and encodes 328 amino acids.